CUGAGAAGAUCAUAGAGUUCAAGGAGAAACUGGCAGCAAAGAAGAAGAAACCAAAGCCGAAACAAAAGCAGAAGGAAAGUAGUUCACCGACCAAAUCUUCUUCUCUUGCCGAACUCAGGCAUUGUAUAAGAAUAAUGUUAUGAGACUUCUUUAAUCUUUUUAUUCUUUGUAUUAAGCUCUGCUCUUUCAUUUCAUCUCCUCCUUUUCUCCGAUUCCACCACUGUUCGAAUCCCCACCGACUAGUCAGUCUUAGAUUAGAUCCACGCUCUAGGUUUCUCGUAGCAGGUCUUUCUUCUUCACUCGCUAACCAGCCGUGAUGUUUCCUAAAAAUACGGUUUUAUCGGAUAUAAGCGCGUGUGGGAUCUUCGGCAUAAUCACCUUCUCGUGCCUCAGUUUCUGGGGUGAGAUUGGCAAACGCGGCGGCAUCUUCGACCAGAAACUCAUACGGAAGUUUGUGCAUAUAAAUAUUGGGCUGGUGUUUCUACUUUGCUGGCCUCUGUUCAGUUCAGGAAUCCAAGGAGCGCUUUUUGCAUCUAUUGUAACUGGACUCAAUAUAAUAAGGAUGCUAUUGCUAGGCCUUGGAGUGUACCACGACGAAGGAACCAUCAAGUCUAUGAGCAGACAUGGAGAUCGCAGGGAACUACUUAAAGGACCUCUUUAUUAUGCACUGUCCAUCACAUUGGCCUGUAUCGUCUUUUGGAAAACAUCCCCAAUCUCGAUUGCUGUAAUAUGUAACCUUUGCGCAGGAGAUGGUAUGGCUGACAUAGUGGGGAGGCGGCUUGGAACAGUGAGGCUUCCUUACAACAGAAACAAAUCAUUUGCUGGUAGCAUUGGAAUGGUCACCGCCGGGUUCUUAGCUUCUGUUGGGUAUAUGUACUACUUUGCUUCAUUUGGUUACAUCGAGGUUAGCGUGGGAAUGAUUCUACGGUUUGCCGUCAUCUCUAUAGCAUCAGCUCUUGUGGAAUCACUCCCCAUAAGCACCCAAAUUGACGACAAUCUCACCAUCUCCUUAACCUCUGCAUUGGUCGGUAUUCUACUCUUCUAAUAGUACCCUCCUCUCUUUGUUCUUCUGUAUCAUCAAAUAAAAAUAAAGGGUCGAAGCUUGAUUGCCCUGUGGUGUGGAGGUAAAAUUGCUGCAUUCAGAAUCCCCAUCUUCUUCUUGUAUAUGUACGUAUUAGUGAAUAAUCUCAUAUUGUUGUUGUCUAUGGAUCGUAAUUUUCAGCUGCUAGGUACAAUGUUGUAAUGUUCUAUCCAUUAGUGAGAAAUAUGACUAAUACAUAUGGAGCUUUCUAGCUCUCUCUAGAAGAAAGUUUCCAUGGAGCUUUGACGACCAAAAAAAGAGCACAUCAUUUUUUUCUGCAA
Molecule: messenger RNA, 1362 nt
Organism: Camelina sativa (false flax)
Lineage: Eukaryota; Viridiplantae; Streptophyta; Magnoliopsida; Brassicales; Brassicaceae
Product: farnesol kinase, chloroplastic-like
Molecular function (GO): kinase activity
Source: RefSeq, a predicted model, not a curated record